This is a messenger RNA of Chilo suppressalis (striped riceborer), 3837 nucleotides long. Lineage: Eukaryota; Metazoa; Arthropoda; Insecta; Lepidoptera; Crambidae. The record is from the annotation of a GenBank genome assembly.
UACUCUGUGGUGCAAGGUGCAAGCGAAGAAAAGUUUUUGUUAUUUUUUUGUCAAGUGAUUAUGAAUAAAUUGUGAAUUAAAUUAUGUCAGAACCAAGGCACCUACUUCGUACGUUGUCGAGUUAAUUAAUCAUAAAUCAUGACAAAGUUGAGAGAUUUAAUGAAAUUAUUAUUAAUGCACAAAACAGUGUGAUCAAGUGUAACCCGAUCAAAGAUAAUGCCGACACAAUGAAGGUUUUAUCGCUGAUAUUAAUGAUUACAACCAUUUUCGGUGUCCCUAAGAUCUUGGCGCAAACCGAUAACUGCACUAAUGUUAAUAACCGUGGUGAUUACAAACUAUGUGUCCGAAGCAUAGCAGAUUCAUUGGCCAAUAAAUUUAAUGAAACAGUAGUCAACGAAUUGGGCAGCGAGUUCACAACACAUUUUGAGAUACGCAGUGUACAUAAAGACGGCCGCUACCAAACUUCUGACAGUGAUACUUUAACCAGUAUAUCCGACAAAUUGAGAUAUAAGCUAUCUUCAGCCAAAAUUAUUUUAAGUGAAAUGAUAAAUGAAAUUAAACGCAAUAGUACUCCGUCCUUUACACAUCCUUGCCCAUUCAAUUCGAUACGUAAGUCUGUAUUUAUUAAGAGUUCCAAUGUGUAUGACAGUCUGUUAGUAGACCCUAAAUCUAAUAUGAUUAGUCGUUUCAAAGACCUGAAAGUGAAGAGACAGUAUUUUCUUUCACAUGUUGACUAUGCAACAGACAGAAACUGUGCAGCUAUGCCACAUUCAAAUUUAAGAUAUUUGUAUCAUAAGGUAAUACAUCCAGAUCCAAAACUUGUGGUAUUCAUUAUUGACAACAAUGUUAAUGUUGACUCAUUACAACAUGCAAAGAGUGUUGUCAAAGAAACAGCAUAUGCAUUACAAAAUAAAGAUAUGAUAGCAUUAAAGACUACAAAUGCAACUGACUUUGUCAAGUUUGUAGAUAUAUGCAAUGGUGAAGUAAGUUUAGGAAAUGCUACAGACAACAACAAACUCUCCCUGCGGGAAUACUUAUCGGCCUUGGAUGUUGCUCCCGGAAAUGUUUCACCUUUGCUAAUAAACCAAGAGUUAAAAAGUAUACUUGCUGAAAAAUAUUUACCAAGAAACAAAUUGUUUAUCCUCUUGACAGACGCAAAAAUUUUAAAAAAUGACACAUGGCUGAGACUAUUCCCUUACACAGAACAAGAUCAGCACAUGAAGUUUGCUAUUGGGCUCAUACAUGAAAAUCAGGAUGAUAAAAAUAGUUCUCUAGGUAUACUACAUAUUGAUAAGUGGCAUAAUCAUUCUAACAACCACUCAGUAAUGAGACUUCAUAUUAAUGACAGUGAAGUUGUGGGACAAGUUGCGUCAGCAUUUAUCUCAUUGCUCUCAGGAAACUAUCAAAACAGUGAAAUGACAGUUGAAGACCCGGUUUGGGAAGCUACGGAAAGAGAUUUUAUGGUUUCGCUGGUUCUCCCCAUGUCUGCUGGUGUACUUGGAUUGGACCUUUAUUGGUCAGACCUUGCUGAAGAUAUAGUUUAUUUUAAGGGAAUCAACAAAAACAAACGCGCUUUUGUAAUGGAUUUUUCCGGAAUGGUAAUCAUGCAUACUUUCUACCCUAGGCCAGAAUCAACAUCAGAAAAGAUUAAAUUUACAUAUCUUGAGAAUAUAGAAGCAUAUGAUUUUAUACAUAAACUUAAGAGUGAGAUGUUAUCUAACAACUCUGGUGUUCUGACUAUGAUGGAACAAAAUUCAACCAAACCCUUAAUUUAUUCCUGGAAACGGGUAGAAAAUUUAUAUAUUGUAUGUAUAGUAAAUGAAGUAGUUGAACAGAAUAUUUUUAACAAAACUAAUAUAUUUUUUACAAGAAGUAGUAAGGAGAUAUUGUUCCAUAGACUUGACCUGUUUCCUCCUAAGACAGGCAAAAUAUGUAGACAUUUUAAACAAAUUGCUACUAUUGAUCAGGGCACUGUUUACCUAAGCCCUUCCAGUUUUCAAUCUCCUUUUACAUAUCUGUAUGAUAUGGGUGAUGGUUCAGAGGCAAUAACAUACAUGCAGAAUUAUUUAGCAUAUUUGAAAAGUUUGGCAUAUGGUCUCCUCUCUAAUCCUGGUUUAAAAAAUGAAAUUCAGCAAGAUGUUAAUUUUCUUAAUUCUAUAUUAUCAUUUUAUAAAAGACAGCACUUACAUGGCAUCUACUCUAAGUAUGUUGUUAGAAGAUAUGCAGUUACUGAAAGUGGUGUGCUUGUGAUGUUCCCAGGAACAGUGCUUGAAUAUGACUAUGAGCCAGUCAGAAGGCCAUGGUACACAUAUGCUUUAGAAAACCCUGGAAAAAUAAUAUUAACUCCUCCUAACUUAGAUGUAGGUGGAGCAGGGUAUGUGGUGAGCAUCUCCUAUGCAGUAAGAGGGCCUUUUUACCCUACAAUGGUGGUGUCGAUGGAUGUAACCAUGGGCUUCCUUUAUAAGCUACUUAUUGAUAGUCUCCCACUUUGUGCCAUGUCUUACAUUAAAUGCUUUAUUAUGAAUAACAGGGGUUACUUAGUUUCACAUCCAGGUCUGAUGGAUCCCAACAGUUCUGGACCAAUAGAACAACAGCAUAUUACUCAUAAGGAGUCUAUGAUUGCAAAUGACAUGUUAAAUCACAAAGGCUUUGUUACUAAGCAAUUGUGUAACAACAUUUAUGAUAAGACAAUACAAAGGUAUUAUGAGUUCAAUACAUCUUUGCCUAAUGUGCUGUCUAAUGUUGUUUCAGGUGAUCAUUGUGUUCACUAUUAUAUUGCUGCUAUUCCUGGUACUAAUGCAUUUGUUGGUCUUGUAAAUGUUUCCUGCAGUGUAGGAGCAUUUUGUCCAUGCAGUAUGAGUGAUCGUCUUUGCUUUAAUUGUAACCGAAUGGAGCAGACUGAUUGUGAAUGUCCUUGUGAAUGCAGUUCUGAGUUAUAUGAGUGUCCAAACUCAAAUUCAACUAAAUCAAAUCAGGAUAAUAUCCCAUUAUGUGGCAUGAUGCCUGAAAACAACAAUCAUAAAUCACAUUAUUUCCACAACUUUGCAGAAAAUCUUAAAUCUUGUUUCGACUUUCAAUGUGAAAGUUAUGUGACUCAUUCCUCCUGCUUGGGCGUCUUAGGCUGCGAGUGGUGCCAAAUUGAUACGGAUGCUCGAACUCCUCUUUCUUCACCAUUUUGUACUUCCCAAUCUACUUGUUUUAACGGCGUACUCGGCGCCGUCACUCCAUAUGGCGAAGGGACCUUUGGGCAGGUUAAUAGGGAUGCUCUAGUAGGCUAUUCAGCAAUAGGUCCAAUAGCAGGGUGUAUAGUUACUGUUAGUUUAGUAAUAGCAGUUGCUAUAUAUUGCUACAGACAAAAUGUGACAACAGCUAGUUGCCAUAAUUUAUAUGUGGAUGGUCCAGCAGAAACUUGGCACGAUGCUGAAGUUCAGAUGAGCCACAUGCAAUCAGAUGACAUGCAUGACCAGUCAGGGCAAGACAAGUUGCUCCCUGCUAUGGAAAUUGAAGCUCCCAUUUCCCCCUAUAGAAUAGUGACAGGUUAUAGACGCGCGCACACAGCAGGGGGUUCUGACCAUGGCUAUUCCACUAUGACACCCCAUGAAGAUUCUGAAGCUACAGGUUUCUCUGUAAAUGAUCCCACAAUUUUAUCCGAUGACACUAAGUCUGAUGUUAGUUGCCCACUUCCAGCUAAAAUAAAACCAAGGUUAAAACCCAUAGAUUUAAGUGUUACAGUGUUGCCAUGUGGUAAAAAUAGCAUAAUAGCGCCAGUAACUGUUCACAGGCACAUGGAAGCAUCGUAAAAUAAAAUAUUUUGUAUGGAUGCGCACAUCUACCUCC